AUGAGCACUGUACAUGCUGUGAAUGAUGUGGCGGCCGUCAGGCCGAUGGGACCUACCAAAGUGACACUGCAGUUUGUGGCAGUGGGUAGCGCGCCAUUAAUGAAGCGCACUAAGUUUACUGUUAAUGGCCAAGAUGAGCUAAGCGUCGUGUACAAAUUCUUAAGGAAGCAACUCCGACUAAAAGAUUCCGACUCUUUGUUUGUGUAUUGCAACAGUUCAUUCGCGCCGUCUCCUGGUCAGAGGCUAAGUUCGCUGUAUGAGUGCUUUCAAGUUGGUGAUGUCCUCGUGCUAAAUUAUAGUCUUACGCAAGCUUGGGGGUGA
Messenger RNA from Plasmopara halstedii, 321 nucleotides. RefSeq names its product autophagy-related protein 12. The record is from RefSeq and is a predicted model, not a curated record. Gene Ontology annotation, cellular component: cytoplasm; phagophore assembly site membrane; Atg12-Atg5-Atg16 complex. The coding region runs from base 1 to 321 and encodes 106 amino acids. Gene Ontology annotation, biological process: autophagy of mitochondrion; C-terminal protein lipidation; nucleophagy. NCBI's taxonomy places the organism in Eukaryota, Oomycota, Peronosporomycetes, Peronosporales, Peronosporaceae. The transcript has 4 exons.